CGAGAAUGCUUUCUCCCAACCCUGGUUACCAAUUACCCUGGCAUGUAAGAACAAAACUCUUGCAGGCGCUUCGAAUCUGGGUAUCUCGGCACCGCUAUCAGAUGAGUUUGCGCCCUGCGGUAUUUUUUGUACUCAGUCUGAAAGAAUCGCGUUGAGGAUUGGGUAUCGGGAUGGUGCUAUCUAACCUCGACUUUGCGUUGCUUCUAAGAUGUCUUAACCAAAGUACAUACGACACUUCGCUUUCCACUCAACUGCGCCUUUUUACUAAUUUUUCUCCGGGGAUUUUUGAAGAGCGCGAGCUACGGAUGUCAAGCGAACAACAUUGCAAUUCCCAAACAAAGAGCAUUUUCAUAUACAUCAUGUGUAUGCAGCGAUUGAACUGUCCUCUGGUCACUUUCCACGCGGGAAGCCUUUCCCAUUAUCACGCCAACGCGAUCUCUACAACAAUUACGUUCAAAAUGUUCUCUCGACGCAACAAAGGAAACCGUCCUGCUCGUGGCUCGUCUUCGUACCCACUGCACCCACAGGCCAUUCGGGUCCCAUGUUCCGCAGGUCCGUGUCACCGAUGCCCAAAUAUCGCCGAUCACGACAACUACCGCCGUGAUCAGCUCGGAGUGCCGGCAGGAUCUUAUCCUGAGCCGAAGUGGCUGCUCAGAGUGAUCGCAAGAAACCAGCAUCUCUAAUGAGGAGGAUCCGCGAGAAACUGAGUCCACCAUCCGGGGAUGAUGCGGUGCCACCUCCAUCUCCCCGCACCCCUACCGCGUAUGUUGAUGAUCCUCGUGAAUCAUCUGGGACGCAUGCCACGCCUGACAAUCGGCCGAAUAUCUAUGCACAAUUGGAGCGUGAGGAUGUCAUCAUACCUUCGUAUCGGAACCCACGACGGUGCCAUCAGCCAAUUCAGGGAGUGAUCGAACAAAAGUAAUCAUCGGCGCUACAAGGCUGGUUCUACAAAAUGCAGCCGAUGCUCUUAAAUUCGUCCCGAUUGCGA
Molecule: messenger RNA, 988 nt
Organism: Cantharellus anzutake
Lineage: Eukaryota; Fungi; Basidiomycota; Agaricomycetes; Cantharellales; Hydnaceae
Exons: 4
Coding region: 171-683 (170 amino acids)
Source: RefSeq, a predicted model, not a curated record